AUGGAUACUCACAAAUAUAUCAAACAGGAAGACAUUGAACAGGAUAUACAAGUUAAUAAAAACAUACUGCAAGACUACAAUCAAUCUGAUGAUUUGAAGAAGCACAAUAGAAUACACACUGGUGAAAAGCCAUAUUCUUGUAAAGUAUGUGGUAAGAACUUCUAUCAAUCAGGUGUCUUAAAGAAACACAAUAGAAUACAUACUGGUGAAAAGCCAUAUUCUUGUAAAGUAUGUGGUAAGAGGUUCAAUCAAUCAGGUAAUUUGAAGAUUCACAAUAGAAUACACACUAGUGAAAAGCCAUAUUCUUGUAAAGUAUGUGGUAAGAGCUUCUAUCAAUCAGGUAUCUUAAAGAAACACAAUAGAAUACAUACUGGUGAAAAGCCAUAUUCUUGUAAAGUAUGUGGUAAGAGCUUCAAUCAAUCAAGUCAUUUGAAGAUUCACAAUAGAAUACACACUGGUGAAAAACCAUAUUCUUGUAAUGAAUGUGGUAAGAGCUUCAAUCAAUCAGGUCAUUUGAAGAUUCACAAUAGAAUACAUACUGGUGAAAAGCCAUAUUCUUGUAAUGAAUGUGAUAAGAGCUUCUAUCAAUCAGGUGACUUAAAGAAACACAAUAGAAUACAUACUGGUGAAAAGCCAUAUUCUUGUAAAGUAUGUGGUAAGAGCUUCUAUCUAUCACAUCAUUUGAAGAGACACAAUAGUAUACACACUGGUUAAAAGGCACAUUGUUGAAAUUAAUGUGGUAACAGCUUCACGAAAUGAGGUGAAUGGAGGAAAUACAAUAGAAUACAUACUGGUGAAAAGCUAUACUCUUGUAAUUAAUGUGUGGUAAGAGCUGCAGCAUUUCAAGUGCGAAAAAGAAAGUGUAAUGAAUGUCAACGUAGUCAUUUUUAAAUGUAUACAUAAUCAUUAAAAUACAUAUUGUAGCCAUAUUCUUUGUAGCAAUGAAUGUGGUAAGAGCUUCACUAAAUCAGGUGAAUUAAAGAAACUCAAUUGAUUACUUACUGGUGAAAAGAAAGAAAGAAAAUUAUUUUAUUUGAUCACACAGCUUAAAACACUAAAAUAAAAUUGACAAAAAAUAUAUACAAUAAAACAAUACUAAAUCUAAAAUAAAAUCAACCAUAAAUAAUAAUUGUAGUAUGUGAUCAAAUACAGAUCUCUCACUCAGCAUUGUGCUGCAGCAAGCUGCAGCGCUUGUUUUCAGUGGGAGCCUUACUUGGGUGUCAUCACGGAUACAGCUUGGUCAAGUUAUCAAUCAAUUUACUAACUAAUUAAAAUUAAAAUAUGAUGAGAAACAAAAACAUUAAAUAAAAUAAACGAAAUACAAAUAAAAAUAAACAGGAAAAAGAGUAAGACAACAAAUCAAAAGCAGUACUACAAAAACACAACCGCUGCCUGUAGGCAGCAAAGACGUACGGUCUAAGCACUGGAAUGAUUAAUUAAAUUUUUUUGUGUUGUUAAAAGAUAAGUUUUUAAUUUAUUUUUAAAUGAUGAUUUCGAUGAUUUUAGUGGAUCUUACUGGUGGUGGCAAGUCAUUCCAGCACUUAGUUGCGGGAAACUUAAAACUUCCCUUAAAUGCGACUGUGCUAUGCCUCGGAGUAGCCAAUAAGGUCAGGUAAAAAUCUCUCUUAAUGCCUGCUGACCUAUCAGUCAACCACAUAAGUUUCUCACGCAAGUAUUUUGGGAUACCGCUCUUAAACACCCCAAAGAGUAGAGUGGCGAGAUGUAGUCUUCUGCGUGAUUCCAUUUUUAAAAUGUUUGCUUCAUUAAUGUAAGGAGUGACAUGUGAGCGAACAGGGAUGUUGAAGCAAAACCUGGCGCAGGCAUUUUGGACUCGCUGAAUAAUCUUUGCAGUCCUGCUUAAGAGUCGAGGUCCAUAAACAGCGUCAGCAUAAUUCAGUCUUGAUAAUACAAGUGAUUCGCAUAAACGUAUUCUUAACUUUACACUAACAUAGGGCCUCAGUUUAUAAAGCAACUUUAAGCGAUAUAGGCUAUUGCGGACAGAAUUAAGGACGUGGGUUUCGAAGCACAGUGCGGUGUCAAAAACAACUCCCAAAUUACGAGCCUCCUUGACUUGUUCCAUAAUACUAUUAUUAAUUUUUAUUAUGGGAUUAAGCAUGUUUAUUUUAUUAACAACACAUUUAGAGCCAAGUACCAUACACUGAGACUUAAUGGGAUUUAGCACUUUUUGCGUAUCAUCAGCAUGAAGAUGAUAUAAGCAAUAUUUGAUACAACUCGUAAUAUCGGCUGUAUAAAUUGCAAACAGCAAAAAGCCAAGCAUCGAUCCCUGGGGAACCCCUCUAGUUACAGGUGAUAGAUCGGAGGUUGAGAGUGUGCCAUCGUUGUUUCUGACUUCAACGAACUUUGCUCUAUUGCUUAGGUAGCUAUAAAACCAUUUAACAGUUGAAAUAUCGAACCCGUAAUAUGACAUUUUAGAAAGAAGAAAAUCUGUGUUUAUAUAGUCAAACGCCCAAGAAAAAUCCAGAAGAACCAGCAAGGUACCCUUACCCUGAUCCUGUGCUGUCAGGAUAUCAUCUACUACAGUUGAUGUUGCAGUUGUUGUGCUAUGUCCUUUCCUAAAUCCUGACUGGAAAGGUGGUAAAAAUUUAUUAUCUUGGAUGUAUUUAGUUGCGUGAUAAGCCACAACCUUUUCUAGAAUUUUCGAUAUACAGGGCAGGAGACUGACUGGUCGCAGAUCUUUAAAACUUAGGGGGUUAUUACCUUUAUGCAGAGGCAUGAUUUUAGCUACUUUCCAUGGAUCAGGGAAUGUAGAUGUUGUUAUAGACUUAUUGAUUAUUGAAGUGAUAAUAUGUAAAGUUUGAGGCAAUGUCAGUAACAGCAUCUGAAGAUAUGUUUUUUCCACACCUUGAGAAUUAGACUUCAAAUUCUGAAUAAUCUUGGAAACUAUGAAUUCAUCAACUGGCUGCAGCACAAACUGUGAAACUCCAUGCCGGUGAAACUCAAAAUAAGUAAGAUCCGAUAAUGAUACUAUCCCAUUGCCUGGUAUAUCAAGAAAAUUUUUAUUUAUUAUAUUGAGAUCAUUUAACAUAGCUGGGAGUUCUUUAGGUUUUUUCUUGUCUAUAAUAAGAGACGAUUUCUUUAGAUUUCGCCAUAAUAUAGUUGGGGAAUUAAUAUAGGUUUCAUGAAAAGCUUUUUUUUCCAAUUCCAAUGCGUGUGUGACUAAAGCUUUCAAUGUCUUUAUACUGCUUUUUUAUGAGUCUCAAGCCCAGUUACUUUUGACCGUUCAAGACUUUCAUUUCUAAGGUUUAUCAUUUGUUUCACAGCAUCAGUUAUCCGUGGAUGGCGCUCUUUUAACAUAACUUUUUGUAACGGCGCAUGUAAGUUGAAUAGUUCUUCAACUAUUCUAUUAAAUUCAUGCACAAUUUCAUUUACAUUAUUUAAACUAUUAAGCGAAUUCCACGGUAUAUUGUUCAGGUCCCUAUUAAAACUUACGAUAUUAAUGUUUUUUAAGGGUCUUAUAUUGAUCCAGUUUGGCAAGGAUUUGUCUUUUUUUAGAUUUAUGGUGGCUGCAACUAUCGCGUGAUUCCCAAGUUCUGGAAUGUGAGUUACUUUAACCUCCUGUAUGUGUGAGUCUGUACAAAUCACGUCUAUAAGUGUACUGCUUUGGUCUGUAAAAUACGUUGGUUCCGUAACUAGUUGCUUUAAAUUGGUAUAGUGUAAAAACUCGCAAAAUACACUGGCCUUCAAAAGUAAUUAUCACACUUUUAAAAUUGGGAUAACGUUUUAAGUUCACGAGAUAUACUUUCGAAAUAAAAAGGACUCCAAAGAGAAUUUAAUUUUGUACGUAAAAACUUUAUAGUCGGUAACCUUCUUUUAAGUAUUGGCUGAAAAAAAACUUUAAAAACAAAAUCAUUCCUUUUUCAAAGUGGACGUUUCCGAAUUACAAUUUUACCAUUCACAUUCUUUCUGUUUUAAAUAUUUUUCAAGAUCGAUGGGUCUUGUUUUACAAAUUUAUGCUAAAAAGCACAUAACAUUUAUUUAUCAUGCCUCUUUCAGUUGAAGAAUGUGCUAGGAUAAUGGCUUUUCUGGAACUAGGCAUCAGUAUGCGUCGCACUGCAAGAAUGGUGGGUGUGACGGUACGAACGGUCCAGAAGGUAAAGCGAAGGUACGAAGAGACUGGACACCAUCUGAGGAGACCUUGUAAUGGCAGACCCAGGUUUACCAGUGCCCGAGAAGAUCGUUAUAUUAUUUCCACUGUGUUAAGAAAUCGCCACCAAAAUGCAGUUGAAGUCCAGCAACAGCUACUUCAGACCCGGAGGGACUACAUUAGUGACAGUACAGUGAGAAGAAGACUUGCUGAAGCAAAUUUGAAACCCCGAAGACCAGCGAGUGGCCCAAAACUCGAGAGACAGCAUCGAGUAGCGAGACUGCGAUACGCCCGUGAACACAUGCAGUGGGAUGAAGAAGAAUGGUCAAGAAUUUUGUUUGCAGAUGAGUCUCGAUUCUCCGUUUACACUUUUGAUGGAAGGCGAAGUGUUUACAGGCGACCUAGUGAGCGAUACCUUCAAGCCUGCAUCUCAGAAAGAGUCCAAUACGGUGGAGGCAGUGCACAUGUAUGGGCUGGCAUAUCUUCAGAAGGUCGCACAGAGCUAGUAGCGAUAGAAAAUGGCACCCUCACUGGGCAAAGAUAUGCUCAAGACAUUCUCAAUGAGUAUGCAGGGCCGUAUUUAGCAAAUAUGGGUGAUGGAUCGAUGCUGAUGCAUGAUAAUGCCCGACCACACACGGCUCAUAUCGUACAAGAGUAUAUUCAGGAGGUCGGUAUCAGCGUGAUGGCUUGGCCAUCAAGAAGUCCUGAUCUCAACCCGAUUGAACACGCCUGGGAUGAGCUUGGGAGGCUAGUCAGAAAUCGCAGACCACCACCUACUACCCUCAGGGCACUAAAGCAGGCCCUGGUAGAAGAAUGGGAGAAUAUUCCCCAACAUCGGCUCCGAAACCUAGUGUUCAGUAUGCCAAACCGGCUCGAAGCUGUAAUCAGAGCUCGAGGAGGCAAUACCAGUUAUUAAAAAUUAAAUAACAUGUAAUACAUUUUAGUUGAAUUUUCUACACUAAACUAAAAAUGUCUAUUUUCAUUGUUUUAUCUUUUUUAAGUUAAAAAUGUUACUAAUGUAUAAUUUUAGU
Leptidea sinapis is the source of this 5136-nucleotide messenger RNA. RefSeq names its product zinc finger protein 239-like. Bases 1 to 714 code for a protein of 237 amino acids. The record is from RefSeq and is a predicted model, not a curated record. The transcript has 2 exons. Lineage: Eukaryota; Metazoa; Arthropoda; Insecta; Lepidoptera; Pieridae.